AUACGACCUCCAGAAGAAGUUUAUUGGGAAGCCGAAUUCAGGACAUUUAUUCCACAAUAAAGAAAAAGAAAAUAUUUAGGAAUGUGACGUUUCCAAACCUGUGUUCAGCAACACAGUGGACUUGGCUAUAUAAGCCCUUCACUCUCGAUCUCUCGUGGAAGUUGCAAACAAAAGAGGUUCUUCCCUUCUUUUCUAGGGAAACUUCUUUGUUACCCAUUGAGGGCCGAGAGGUCAACAAGUAGCAGCAGAAAUGGGAGGAGGCAAUGGCCAGAAGUCAAGGAUGGCUCGAGAGAAACACAUGGAGAAGAACAAACCCGCUAAGGGCAGUCAGCUGGAAUCAAACAAGAAAGCCAUGACGAUCCAGUGCAAGGUUUGCAUGCAGACAUUCAUAUGCACCACGUCAGAGGUGAAGUGCAGGGAACAUGCUGAAGCAAAGCACCCAAAAUCUGACGUCUAUGCUUGUUUCCCUCACCUUAAGAAAUGAAUGAAAUAUAUCCAAUAACAAAUAUAGAACUUGCAGAUUGGAUUUGAGGUUUCCAUCUCUUGUAUCUUAUUGUCAAUUAAAUUUGAUGCUUCUGUUAAAA
Messenger RNA from Theobroma umbraticum, 584 nucleotides. RefSeq lists its product as uncharacterized. The record is from RefSeq and is a predicted model, not a curated record. Lineage: Eukaryota; Viridiplantae; Streptophyta; Magnoliopsida; Malvales; Malvaceae.